AUGGGAAACGUAGGAAGCCGGAUCGAUGAUUCGGGGGCUCUUUUUUUCAAGGACCAGAACAGAUUCGCGAUUUCCAGCAUAACCGUUACGAAUUCGCGGAACCAGGUUCUUCUCCAUCUCUCGCCAAACGCAUUUCCGGCCGCCCGAUAUAUCGCCAAGCGCGACAGCGGUGAUGAUACCCCGGUGGAAUAUGUCCAGGAUCCCGAUCCUCCUGCGUCCGCAUCAACCCCCUCUUUCCUUCUCCGGCUGACCAACGACGACGAACUCUCCUUCAAAUUCUUGUUUACUAUCAGACAGACACAGACUAGCAAUGUCUUCAACUCCACCGUAAAUGGCGUCUCGACGUCAUUACCGGAAUCCAUCGACACCGCUCUCACAGGCUUGACGUUUGCGCACGCGUCCAACGUGAAGGAGCUAGAUAACCUCAUCACGAGAGAAUUCCAUGCCAACCCCAAUCUCCAAAACAACUCAAAUGUACAGUUUGUCGGGGACUUCUCCACCAGCGGCAGUCCUUCAACUCAGUUUGAAUGGACAUGGAAAUGGAGAGCUCCAAAGGUGAUCGAGGACAAGGGUGGCGGGUGGAGGAACAGUUGCAGCUUUCUCGACUACGACCAGAGAACAAACCGAUUAAACACGCUUGCGAACCUUACGUUUUGGGUGCAGAAUACAGCACGACCUCUGCCCAGCCCACAGAUACUGUCCCCGCCGAGUCUAGAUAUAACCGCCCCUCCCAAUCGCAAUCGAAUUCCUUCUUCUCAGUCGAUUUUGUCUCACCUGAGCGAUACAGAUGUCCCUUUGGCUAGUCCUGGGGAACCGGCAGAUUUGCCAUCGUCUAACGCUCCUGUUCCGGUGAAAGUUGAUCUCCCUUCUCGACCAGGGGAAGACAUGGGUGCCGUGGAAGAUGGACCUCUCUUUCGGGCUACGAUGAAAUCUCUAGAGCAAAAAACUGGAAGCAUGCGCACAAAAAUAAAAAAGGUGCUGAAGAAAGCAGAAGCAGCCUAUACGGCGCAGGUCGCUUGUAAUGAAGCCGUUCAUGGGUUCAUUUCGGCUUUGAAUGACGCCUCCAGCUCCAACGCCAAUGCUAUUCAGCCUGCUAUGGAGCACUAUUUCGAGAGGAUUGCGCGUGAGAUCCUUAAUUUUGAGCAAGUCAACGCACAGCACCUUCAAAAAUUAGUCAUCGAUCCCCUCUCCAAGCUAUACACGAAUGACAUUAAGCAAGCCGAGUCUAAAAAGAAGGACUUUGAUGAAGAAAGCAGAGAUUACUAUGCCUACGUCGGGCGCUAUCUGGGCCAACGCCAGGACUCUUUGAAAGAGAAAAAGCGGGUUGAAAGUGAUUCCAAGUAUCAAGCGAAGCGGCGGACUUUUGAGUUGAAGCGCUUCGACUACUCGUCAUUUAUGCAAGAUCUCCACGGAGGUCGAAAGGAACAAGAGGUUCUCUCUCAUCUGACGAAAUACGCGGAGACACAGGCCAGAAAUUAUCUUUCGACGGCAAAGAAGGUGGACGAAAUGAUUCCCCAACUAGAAGCCCUUGUGCGGGAAGUCGACCAGGCCGACAAAGAGUUUCAGUUCCAACGGACAGAAAGAGAGACGAAACGAAGGGUCUUGGAGAAAAGCACCAAGACUUACGUAGAGCCAGAAAACUUUUCCACACCGAGUGCGAUAAGUAGUAUUGUGAACAACGGGCAGCCAUCGGAAUCAGAACUCAACAGAGCCGACAGUACUGGAUCACAGCUCAGAAGCGUUCAUAGUAACGCGUCUUCGGCCUCUUCACAAACCACUCAACCCAGUGGAGCUUCUAAUCUAACAAGCUCUGUUUCGAAUGCCAGCACAAAUCCCAGCGCGAGUCGCUUCAAGGGGAUACGGGACCUCGAAGAACACGAUAGACUCUCUGUGGCUGGCUCGGACAAAUUGGGAGGCCCACAGAGAAAAGAAGGUCUGCUCUGGGCUCUCUCGCGCCCUGGCUCUCAUAUCGAUCCGAAAGGUAUCAACAAGCAAGCGUGGCAUAAAUUUUGGAUUGUUUUGGACCAAGGGAAACUUUCCGAGUAUAGUAAUUGGAAACAAAGAUUGGAUCUUCACAUGGACCCGAUCGACUUGCGAAUGGCCUCUGUGCGGGAAGCAAGGAACGCCGAACGUCGGUUUUGCUUUGAGGUCAUCACGCCUCAGUUCAAGCGCAUUUAUCAGGCGACCUCGGGAGAAGACAUGAGCACCUGGAUCACAGCAAUUAAUAAUGCGCUACAAAGUGCAGUAGAAGGCCGCAACCCUCUUCCGUCCAUGCCAUCUUCAGCCCAUAGCGACGGCAGUGCCAAACGACGAGACAUUGGAUCUAUCCUGACUGGCAAGAGCUCUUCGUAUUCUGGGCAACACUCACAUUCUACAUCUUCAAAUACGAGUAGCGUAAAUCGGCGAACGACUGUGGGUGCGCGGCCCAGCUAUAUACGCAGUGACAGUAACAGUUACGAAGAGAACCCAGCCAAGUUAUUGCAAACAAUACGUGACGCGGACCAAGGGAACAAGUGGUGUGCCGACUGCGCAUCGACAAUCAAGGUUGAGUGGGUUUCCAUCAAUCUCGGGAUAGUCCUGUGUAUCGAAUGCAGUGGUAUUCACCGCUCGCUUGGAACUCACAUCUCCAAGGUCCGAUCGCUGACUCUGGAUGUGAAUUCGUUUUCAAACGACAUCGUCGAGAUUCUGCUGCAGGUGGGAAAUCGGGUCAGUAACAUGGUGUGGGAAGCGAAUUUGGAUCAAUCGCAAAAGCCACAGCCACAGUCGUCUCGCGAGCAGAGGCUGAAGUUCAUCACGGCCAAGUACAGUGACCGGGCAUAUGUACAGCCCUUGACUGCGGGUCGUUCACAUUAUCCAACAGCCAAUGAAACGCUCCUGGCAUCGAUCAAAAGGAACGACAUUCAAGGUGUUCUCCAGGGAAUAGCACUGCGAGCGAACGUCAAUGUUGCUGAUCGCUCGCGCAACACCCAUGCAGUAUUUCUUGCCCUCGCUGCCGCAGACCCGGCCACGCCUGGGUCUACCUCUCCAGGGAUGACCGCCAGCCCUAAAACGCCCGCCAAAGUUAUACCAUUCCCAAUCGCCGAACUACUCGUCCAGAAUGGCGCCGAGAUUCCGCCCCAGCCAGCACCGAUAAUGCUGUCCGCGGCGGCUCAGCUAUAUGUCAGCCAACGCACAGCAGUUAUAUCGAAUGCUGCUCCGACGACGCCAGUUCCGCCGGGGACACCUGGAAAACAGGGCUCAAGUGGCGGCACGCUUUCGGCAUUUCCCCUGAUCCGGGGUAAUUCAGGGUCCGAGAUCCAUUCGGCAGCACAUGCUCUGGCUCCGUUGGACGGCAGGGAGCGAGAAAAAUUACAAAAGAGAGGCAGCGCAGGCGCCAGAUUCGCCGGCAAAGUUGCAUCUCUUGGAAAUGACAAGUAG
This is a messenger RNA of Talaromyces rugulosus, 3417 nucleotides long. RefSeq lists its product as uncharacterized. The record is from RefSeq and is a predicted model, not a curated record. The transcript has 4 exons. Gene Ontology annotation, biological process: intra-Golgi vesicle-mediated transport. Gene Ontology annotation, molecular function: GTPase activator activity; protein binding. Bases 1 to 3417 code for a protein of 1138 amino acids. Gene Ontology annotation, cellular component: trans-Golgi network; endosome; cytoplasm. Lineage: Eukaryota; Fungi; Ascomycota; Eurotiomycetes; Eurotiales; Trichocomaceae.